This is a messenger RNA of Daldinia caldariorum, 3204 nucleotides long. RefSeq lists its product as uncharacterized. NCBI's taxonomy places the organism in Eukaryota, Fungi, Ascomycota, Sordariomycetes, Xylariales, Hypoxylaceae. Gene Ontology annotation, biological process: translational elongation. The coding region runs from base 496 to 3105 and encodes 869 amino acids. The record is from RefSeq and is a predicted model, not a curated record. The transcript has a single exon. Gene Ontology annotation, molecular function: translation elongation factor activity; GTPase activity; GTP binding.
AUACCGACGAAGCCCAUUACCAACUUCACAUAAGAUACUUAUCAUUUUCAACAUUUUAUUUCUAACGUAGGUAUACCAUAUCGCCAACAACGUACAAGUCACAAUGGCUGGUCUAAAGUUGCAUUGAGACUGUCCUUCUAUCAACUAACAAACAGCAUACAAAUUUGAACUUUCCGUACACACAUUUGUGAGCUUUCUAGCUCUAACUUCUCGAAGAUGAUACUACAAAUGCAUCCUCUUUAUACACAGCGAAUAGCUCAAGACCAUGCAAUAGAACCAAUACAAAAACUCUUCAUAACAGCAAACAGACUAUAAGCCAGGGACCAAAAGAAUCUGCAUCCUAAAACAAAACAAAAACAAAAAAACAGCCGGUCAUAGCUCCCUUAACGAGGAUUAUAUAACGCCAGAGUAUGAACGGGGUUCAACCUAACUGCUAGGUAUUCAAUUCACCAACUUACCAGUGUACAUAAUCGAUCCGCUGGCUGAGGUUGGGAAAUGGCCUCUAUAUUCACUUUUGAUCAUGACCCUCCACGGGUGCACUCGCCUUGGCGGUCCGGCCAGGAUUCCGGAAAGAGGCCUCAGGCUGAGCGUUCCGUAACUACCGGCGCUAUCCUCGAGUCGGAACAGCUAUCCGAUCCUGACUUGGAGAGACUCGAAGCAGAGCCGCAAGAUGGCCCCAUCGAAUACAAACUGCACCUCUUACUACGCCCUCGGAGGAUCUAUAAUAAAAUGAGUACCACGCUUAAAGUCUCUGGGUCUCAGCAGUCCAGGCAGAUACGAGAAUCAAAGCAGCCAAGACAAGGAGGUAAUAUUCCCCUCGCUGCUUCGAAUCAAACUAGGCAGAACCGCCUCCAUCACUUAACCACUCAGUUACUUUGGAGAUUACAGCAGUCGUCACCAAAUCAUUCCAAUGCGAGACGUGAACUUAUACUACCGAAAUUACCUGAAGACAUUGCCGACCUCGCAGCACUGGAGAAGCCCCAACAGCUUCUUCCAGGCCUGGAAGAAUCUAAUGGAGCAUUGUAUGAAAUAGGAGUAGCUGAUGAUGGAACGUUCGUGGGGCUGACUAAGGAUGAGAUGGAUGAGAGUAUGACGACUCUGAAAGUUAUGGCUGCUAGUUUGGGAUGUAGGGUUGAGGUCCAGCGCAUGAAAGCUGUCGGCAGCUGCGAGUGGACAGAUAGCACGUCGGAAUUGAGCGACGAAGUUCAUGUCGCGGAUCUCUGGGUGGCAGAAGCACUUGUCAUGCCAGUGAUGAAUACCCGGAGCAAUAGAAACGGUCAACAAAAAAACCAACCGGAUAUUGAGGCUAGGAGAGGUGCCUCAGUUACCGAACAGCUUCGAGUUUCGCUUAUCGGCCCGACGACUUCUGGUAAAACGACACUUCUGGGAACACUGUCAAACGGUACAUUAGAUAAUGGCCGAGGAAGUAGUCGGAUCAACCUAUUGAGACAUCGGCACGAAGUCGUAUCCGGACGGACCAGCUCCAUCGCACAGGAGCUCAUCGGCUACGAUGACCGGAAGAUAUUUAACUAUAAUGUCGACAAUAUCAACGAAUGGCCUGAUAUACAUGAUCGUGCGGAGAAUGGCCGGCUGGUCUUUCUGCUCGACUCUGCCGGACAUCCUCGAUACCAGCGGACCACUCUUAGAGCUCUGGUUGGAUGGGCUCCUCAUUGGACUAUCCUAUGUAUCCCCGCGAACGAAGACGGAAACCCUACCUCUGGAGUACACUCAUUACAGGGUGCGGAUGGUGCCAUGGGAAUUGGAAUAGCGCCGAUGGAUCUGGCUAUGGCACAUCUUGAUCUGUGCCUUAAACUUACCAUACCUCUUGCCAUCCUUAUAACUAAGUCUGAGUUGGGACAGCGCGCGCUACUAAAAGAGAAACUAAAUAUAGUAUUCACCAAGAUCAAAGCUAUGUCGAGGACACCGAAGCUGCUUACUUCCGCGGUACGUGACGAGGAUAGCCUUACAGAGGUAUCCGAAAACGACUUACAGAAGGUCAAGGACGAGGUCAUCGAGCCAAUUUCCAAGUCUACCGAUCCAUUAUCGAUUGUUCCGAUCAUACUCACGAGCGCUGUCAAGGGCAUAGGUAUCGGAUUAACCCACGCUUUAUUAAGAAGCUUGCCGGUCCCGCCUUUGCCUACGGCUCGAGACUUUGUCCCAUUGGCCUUGAAUCCGGAGCAACCAGCCGCAUUAUUUCACAUUGACGAGGUUUUCGAGAUGUCAUUGAGCCGUGCCCAAAGUGCCGCAUCGUCCACGUCGAGCGAGAGUGCGCCGGUGGUAACGGGGUACCUACGAUUUGGAAGGCUAUCUAUCGGUGAUAAUGUAGUAUUAGGUCCUUUUCCAGGGGAUGACGAUGACGCCGGUGCUCUGGUGCCAGAGGACUACCCUUCGCCUGGAUACGGCCUGUCAAUCCCACAUCCAUCAUCUGCGGAAUUUGCUCGUCUUAGCUCUCGUCACACACUCUCGGCCUCCAAAAUCGAGGGUGAGUGGCGGCAAGCAACGAUCGUAAAUAUCCGCGAUUUGAGACUUCCGGUGCAAACAAUCGAAGCAGGACAAGCAGGCUCUAUUCAAGUAGUUUUUAGCAAGCCUCGCGAGGGCUCAUCUGACACAGGCGGCGCUGCCCUUGAAACUUUAAGGAUAUCUAGUACUCGACUUCGCAAAGGACAGGUCCUCGCGGUGCCUAGCCAGCACAUGAUUGAUACGGGUCUCUCGCUCCAAGCCGCCUCCAGUCUAAUAGCUUCUUUCAAAACACCGGAUGUCAAGUUACUAACUGUCAAUAGUCUAGUGAACGCGUACGUGGGGAUGGUUCGUGCGGCCGUUCGGGUACUAGGGGUAAAACGUCAAAGAUCUGACUUUGGUGCGCGAAAGGUCGCGACGGAAGAUAACGAUGAUGUUUUCAAUAUGAAUGAUCAUAUCGAACUUGAGCGUACCAGGUCAGAAGCGGACUUGGAAGAAUACCAUACGCAGUAUCAUGUCUCCCUGGAACUUUUGAACCAUAGGGAAUGGAUCGAACUUGGAUCUCAGAUCGUGCUCGUGGAAGGCGGGUCCAAAGAGAAGUCGGGCCUUGAAGGGUAUGUCGGUCAGGUAAUUGAAAUUGGAGAGUAAACAAGCGAUGAAUAAUAGACCGUGUAGCAGUAUUAACGGUCUAUUUAUUAGGGGAUAUCACAACGGGAACAAGCAGUGAGAUAACAGUGAUAACGACGU